Molecule: messenger RNA, 4383 nt
Organism: Closterium sp. NIES-65
Lineage: Eukaryota; Viridiplantae; Streptophyta; Zygnematophyceae; Desmidiales; Closteriaceae
Source: the annotation of a GenBank genome assembly
AUGAAGGCAGAUGGCAGGCAGAGCUGUUUCUCCGACAUCUAUGCCGGCUCAGGGGGGAGCCUAUCUCUUUGCCUUCCGUCCUGUCACCUUUUCCCAUCCCCCUCUCCAUCUCCUCCUCUCCUCUUCAUAUUGCCCCUCCCCCAUCUCCCCCUCUCCUCCUCAUAUUGCCCCUCCCCCAUCUCCCCCGCUCCUCCUCAUAUUGCCCCUCCCCUCCAGCUGCCCCACAUGGAUGCCCCUCUGCCACGCCCCCACAUGGAUGCCGCUUUGCCAGUCAGUGAGCAAUUUGCGCUCUAUGCCAGCUCAGGGGGAGCCUAUCUCUUUGUUCCGCAUCCUGUCAAACCUCAUUCCCUCUGCCGCUCCAUCCCGCCCCCUCUUCCGUUCCCCCCCCAGCUGCCCCACAUGCGCGCCCCUCUGCCAGUCAGCGAGCAAUUCGCCCUCUAUGCCAGCUCAGGGGGAGCCUAUCUCUUUCUGCCACAUGGCACUGCCGUUCCUAUAGUGAAGGAGCAGCAGGGUGCGGGUAGCAGCAGGAGCACGGGGAAGGAAAAGCACAGGCACGGGGAGAGGAGCGGGAGUGGGUAUGGGGGAGACAGGGAGGAGGAGAGAGGGGGAAGGGGUUCUGGGAGAGUUAGGGGGGAGAGGAGGGGGAAGGGAUAUGGACGGAUUGAAGGGGAGCGAGGGGGGAGUGGUGUGCAUGGGAUGGUUAAGGGGGAGGAGGGAGGGUCGACCUCGUUGGUGUGCAGAGGGCCGCUAGUGGAGGAGGUGCAUACACGGUUCAGAUUCACCCAUCCGAAUGAUUGGACGGCUGAGGUGCAAGCUGAGGAUGUUGACCCUUGGGCGGGGGGGGGAGGGGAGGGGGAGGGGACUGGGGAGGGGGGAGGGGAAAGGGAGGCAGGCACGACUGCCAAUGUGGCAGAGGAAGCUUUUUCUGCUACAGCCCGAAAGCUGCUAGUUGAUGAUAGUGAAGCUGACAAUAGCGAGGAUGAAAGAGAUGUUUCUGGGAGUGAGGAUGAGGAGGAUAGACAGGGAACGAGUGAGAGAGGGGCUGUGGGAGAGAGUGAGGGUCAGGAUGAAGGAAGACACUUGGAAGAGGGAGAGUGGGCGAGCAAAGGAGUAAGUGUGGCUGAGGGAGCAAGCGGGGGAGUGAGUGAGGGAGCGAGCGAGGGAGUGAGUGGGGAGGAGCUAGACGUGUUGCAUCCGCGCCAUUUUGAGGGGAAGGAAGCGGCGGGAGGGUUGGUGUGGCUGACUGGCGAGCAGCAGCGAGUGUUUGGUAAGCUGCUGGAGCAAUCACAGAGGGAGGAGCAGGGGGAGGAGAAGAUUCAGAGAGCGAGUGAGGGAGUGAGUGAGGGAGGGAGGGAGGGAGCGGGUGGGGGAGCGAGUGGGGGAGCGAGCGGGGGAGCGAGUGAGGGAGCGAGUGAGGGAGCGGGUGAGGGAGUUAGCGAGGGAGCAGGCGAGGGAGUUAGUGAGGAAGCAAGAGAGGGAGCGAGUGAGAAAGUGAGUGAGGGAGUGAGUGAGGAGGAGCUAGACGUGUUGCAUCCGCGCCAUUUUGAGGGGAAGGAAGCGGCGGGAGGGUUGGUGUGGCUGACUGGCGAGCAGCAGCGAGUGUUCGGUAAGGUGCUGGAGCAAUCACAGAGGGAGGAACAGGGGGAGGAGGAAAUUCAAAGAGCGAGUGAGGGAGUAAGUGAGGGAGUGAGUGAAGGGGUGAGCGAGGGAGCGAUUGUGGGAGGUAGUGAGGGAGCAAGUGAAGGAGAGAGCGAGGGAACGAGCGAAGGAGCAAGUGAGGGAGCGAGUGAGAUGGCGAGUGAGGGAGUGAGUGAAGACGAGCUAGACGUUUUGCAUCCGCGCCAUUUCGAGGGCAAAGAAGCGGAGGGAGGGAUGGUGUGGCUGACUGGCGAGCAGCAGCGAGUGUUUGGAAAGGUGCUGGAGCAGUCGCAGAGGGAGGAGCAAGGGGGGGAGGAGAUUCAGAGAGUGAGCGAGGAAGUGAGUGAGGGAGGGAGGGAAGGAGGGAAUGAGGGAGCGAGUGGGGGAGCGAGUGGGGGAGCGAGUGAGGGAGCGGGUGAGGGAGUUAGCGAGGGAGUUAGUGAGGGGGUGAGCGAGGAGGAGCUAGACAUAUUGCAUCCGCGGCACUUUGAGGGCAAGGAAACAGCGGGAGGGCUGGUGUUUCUGACUGGCGAGCAGCAGCGUGUGUUUGGAAAGCUGCUGGAGCACUCACAGCGGGAGGAAGACCAGGGGCAGGGGCAGGGGCAGGGGCAGGGGCAGGGGCGGGGGCAGGUGCAGGGGCAGGGGCAGGGGCAGGGGCAGGGGCAGGUGCAGGGGCAGGGGCAGGGGCAGGGGCAGGGGCAGGGGCAGGGGCAGGGGCAGGGGCAGGGGCAGGGGCAGGGAGAGGAGGAGACUCAGCACACGCAGCAACGAGAAGAGUCAGAAGGCGAGCGGUUGGCUGCAAUACAGAGCGGUGAAGAAGCAAAACUCCUGGCAGAUCUUGCAUCACCGAACCUCGCAUCACCAGACCUUGCCUCGGCACGUGCAGCAGCGGAGCAGCGGCGAGAGGAGCGGAGGAAGCAGCGGUUGAGAUGGAUGCAGAGGGUGCGGGGGACGCAAGGGGCAGGGCGGCCGCCGUGGUUAGACGAUGAUUUUAACUACACACUGCUCUCGCCUGCUGAUGCUGCCAGUCAAGAGGCGUUGGAUGCGUUGUUUGGGGGUGAGGGGCACGGGGAGGAGGGGGAGAGGGGUGGGGGGAGGGAGGCGGGAAGAGAGGGGAUGGGGGCCGGGAAGAGGUGGAGGGAGAGUGUGGCGAGGGAGAGGAGGGAGUGGAUUGAGGCGAGGCGCAGGCAGAGAGGAGGGUAUGGGGCUGCUGGUGGUGAUGAUGAUUCUCCUGCAGCUGCUGCAGCUGCUGCUGGUGCUGCCAUGGGACUUGGUGAGGCUGAAGGGCCGGAAGAGUCAGAGGAAGAUGAUCAACCCGACAGCUUCGACCAACAGUCUCACCCCUCAUUGCAGCAGCAGCAGCAGCAGCAGCAGCAGCAGUCUCAAAGUUACCAGCAGCAGCAGCAGCGGCGGGGGGCACCAGAGCCAGUGGUGCGGGUGGUGAGGCUGUACAGGGUGCAUUCGGUGCAGGCUCUGCUGGUGGAGGUGCAGCACCGGGUGGACCUCACCAGCCGCAUGUGGCUCGGGAACAAGGAGCUCGUGGUCCGGUCCGGCAACGUCUUUCACACGGACCUGAAUGGCUUUCAGAUGGUGCGCAGGGAGACCCUCGCUCGCAUCCCCCUGCAGGGCAACUUCUACCCCAUGCCCGCCCUCGCCUUGCUGCAAGACCCCUCUGGGCUGCGCUUUUCUGCUCACACACGCCAGGCCAUGGGAUGCGCCACCCACGUCUACCCCAUGCCCUCCCUCGCCUUGCUGCAAGACCCCUCUGGGCUGGGCUUCUCCUUGCACACACACACGCCAAGCCAUGGGCGCUGCCAGUCUCAAGUGCGGCUGGCUGGAGAUGGUGUUGGAUCGGCGGCUGAACCAGGACGAUGGGGAGGGGGCUCACACAGGGAGUGUCUGACAACCAGCCUCUGCUCUCCCUGCUCCACCUCUCCCUUGAAACCAACACCUCCCCUCUUCCCACUCCCACGCCCCUCCUUCCUCCCCCAGAGUGGUUGGCUGGAGAUGGUGUUGGAUCGACGGCUGAACCAGGAUGAUGGGAGGGGGCUCACACAGGGAGUGUCAGACAACCGCCCGCUGCUCUCUAUCCUCCACCUCUCCCUCGAAGCCAACACCUCCUCUCGCCCUCCCCCCUCCCCCUCCUCCUCCACCCCGCUCAAGCCCUCCCUCCUCUCUCACUGCGUCUCCUCCCGGCUCAACUACCCGCCUGUUCUUUUCAUCGGGCAGCCCGAAAAUUCUGCGGCUCUGCGCGAACUGGUGCCGCAGGGUGGUGCGGGCAGGGAAGAGACAGGUGGUGUUCGGGGCAGGCAGGAGCGAGAUGGAGUGGAGGGUGCUGGGAUCUGGGAGCAGCAAGGGGGCCGGAAGGCAGUCCACCGCCCACUGCCCAACGCCUCUGCCUCUGCCGAGCCUCCGAUUGCACUGCUGCUGCAUCGGCAAGGCUUUGACUGCAGCUUCGCUCCUCCUCCGCAGCUACGCCGUUCCUGUCGCCCCCCUCAAGCUUCUGGCGACGUGUCCCUGCAACAGCUGUUCUCAGACAGGCUGGUGGAGGGGGUGGAGGAGUUCCCUUUGAAUUUAGUUCCAAAGAAUGGGAUUAGUCUGGUAAGGAAUGAAAGUGGUGCUGGUUCGGGGAAGGGUGGAAAUGGCUCGGACGUUCGAGAAAGGAGGAGCGAGAUCGAGCACAUCGAGCCCAUGGAAAUAAAGGCGUUCAAAUUCUGGCUGGGGAGAAGGCACAGAAAUGCCUAG